CAAAUAGAUCUGAAGUCAGAAGUUUAUAUCCUAGUAACAACUAUAGUUAACUAUAAAAUACACAUGGUUUUUUUUAUAUAAAAUUAAAUAACAUUAGAUAAGCCUAAAGUUUGUUACAUUGUGCUCGUCAAUGUGAUACGUAGAUGGUCCAGAACUUAUAAUAAAUAAAAUAUAAUACGUACAUAUAUUUUAUAAAAAUUAUGAAAAAAUGGAAAAAAACUACAUACAUGGUUGCCACUUAUUUGUUUUUACUGGAACUUCGGCCACUAGAACCAUUUAUGACGGCUUAUUUAAUAGGACCAGAUGCAGACUUGUCUCUUAACGAGGUAGCCACCGUGAUUGAGUACCUCAAAACAUAUUCAGCGCUAUUAAUAUCAGUGUUAAUGUUUAUGACUGCUGACUAUCUUAUGUAUAAGCCAAACAUUAUAUUUUUGACUGUUUGUUCAUGUGUCGCCUAUUUCCUCAUGACUGGUGCACCCAGUGUUGCGCAGCUUAGGCUGUCCUCGUGUGGUAUCGGGGCAAUAUAUAGCUGUGAUAUGAUAGCAUUCUGUUAUUUGUAUGCCAAGAUCGAGGACGUUGAAAAAUUUCAGAUGGCCACUGGUAUUGCUUCGGCAGCCAUACAACUUGGUAAAGUUGUCGGAGAUUUCUUAGCUCAAACCAUAGUCAACGUGACCGGAGGGAUUUAUACUAUCUUGCCAUACAGCAACGUGUUCAGUUUGUUGUUAGCUACAACCUGGGCUUGUUUGUUUCCAUCUGUCGAACAGAAUAGUGAUAGGCUAAAUUCAAAAGGGCCAUGUGAAGAUUCGUCACUUCUUAAACACGGUGUAGAGAAUAAAACGAAACAUUUUAAACAAAAUAAAAAUAAAAUCGAGCUCGAUAAAGAUUACAAAACUGUGGUAUUUUUCUCGAAAGAAAUAUGGACGAACUUCAAAUCUUCAUAUUCAAAUCCAGUUGUACUGAAAAAAAGUUUAUGGUAUAUAGUGGGUAUGGCAGCGUACAUUCUGGUUUUAGCUAACAUAAACGUUUUGUACUCAUACGUACUCAAAAAACCAGGAAAUCACGAUGUCUUGUCAAAUGGACUUGCCGAGGCAAUGGUUACGUUAUGUGGAGCCGCGAGUUCGUACUUAAUUGGAAAAGUGGAAUGUGAUUGGGCGCGCUAUGGUGAUAUGUUCACAGCAUUUUGCUCUAUUGUCAUGGGAGUGCUAAUAAUGUCAUGUUACUUUUAUGAUAAACUCAUUUUUAUAUAUUUGGCAUACAUAUUAUUUGGUCUCAUAUGUCAAAUGCAUUUUGUCAUAAUCUACACCGAAAUUGCAAAACAGCUAAAGAGGCAGUGUUAUUCUUUAGUAAUAGAAUUCAAUUAUUUUGGAUCUUUAACAGUGGUCACUAUUUUGACAUUAUUUAUUAUUCAAUAUAAUUUCAUGAAUAUUUCUAUUCCCGGGAGGUUUUUGUUCAUUGGUGGCUUAUAUUUCAUGUUAGGUAUCAUAUUCAUAUUUAUUUGUAUACUUGAGAUCAGAAAAAAUAAAACAUUAUACUGACUAUAAUGAUAAUUAUAGUCUGAUUUUAAUUUGAAGUUUCAAAUUAUUUAAAACAAUAUUAUGGUUAAAACUGCUAGAACUAGAAGUUCUAAUUAAAAAAAAUAGACAAGUGCUUCCAUGGUUUUCAAUAUAACAUGGGUUUUACUAAUAUAUACCUAAUAAUGAAUUAGGUACUAAAAUAUGCCCAACGAAUAAAAUGCAUGUCAUGUAGUCAUGUAGUCAUGUAGUCUUCUUUGUUGACAUAUAGUAAAAAUAAUUUGUAGAACAACAUUGACCAUUGUAUUUGUUAUUUAGGUAUAAUAUCAAUCGUUGAAACUAUUUAAUUAUAAUAUGUACCUACUAUAAGUUUACUAUACUUUAGUUACAUACAUAUAACUUAUAUGAAAAUAUUGUGAAUCUUAAAUCUAUAAUCUUUUUAGCGAUAUGGUUAUUUUUUCAAUAGCAUUCAAAAUAGGUAGCUUAAAAGUUAAAAUAUUAUUCGUUACCAAAUUCGAUUAUCGACAAGACGUGGCAAACAUUUAAAAUAAUUUUUGUCUUAAGGGUGAAGACUUGAUAUUGUGCUUAUAAAUAUACAUCACUUGUCUUCUGUAAGAAAGGAUAAAUAAUUUUUAAGAUAUUAAUUGUAUUUAACUGCACUUUUAUGAUAUUAUUCGCUCAACCCGUCCGGACGAUAACUGCAACGCCAUUUACCGCCUUCAUUUUGAACUUUUCAACACAUCUAAGACUAGCUCACUUUAGCCGCUAGACAGUGCUGUCGUAUAGGUUUUUGUUUUAAUGUAAUAAUUUAUUGUAUUUUUAUCUUUAUCAAGAUUGUCGCUAUACUAACUAGAUUACAUUUUCUACCAGGAAUCACCUUUAGAUAUUAGAUUGGAGCAUGUUUUCACUUCUUAGUUCCAAAAUGUUAUGAAAGUUUAAAAAAAAUAUAUAUAUAUGUAUACCUACCUUCCCCUUAAUAUUAACAAUAUUAAAUUGUUGUUCUUAUGAAACUGAUUUAGACAUUGAUCGUUCUGAAUAAUAUUUUAAUACUAUACAUAAAUCAUUAUAGUGCUUUUUUUUACUUAUAUUAAAUUGUAAUGUAAACUUUGUGCAUAGCUGUUGGUUGUAAUUUUAUCUGAUAGUAAUAUUACCCCAGAAAGUUACAUUUUAAAAUAAUAGUUGGAAUCGACACACGUUAAUCAUACAAUAUUUUAUUACGUAUUUUAUUAUCAAAAAUUAAUUUGCUGUAUCGAACAAUACACUAACAAAACGAUUUAACAAGCUCAAUAAAUUAUAACAUCUACAUUAUUUUAUAUUCAGAAUUAUCAAAAGUUCGUCAAUAACCUUAAAAUGUUGUUUAAAAUAACAAAUAAAUUAGUUCAGUCGUUAUA
Molecule: messenger RNA, 2902 nt
Organism: Acyrthosiphon pisum (pea aphid)
Lineage: Eukaryota; Metazoa; Arthropoda; Insecta; Hemiptera; Aphididae
Product: thiamine transporter 1
Exons: 11
Coding region: 201-1535 (444 amino acids)
Biological process (GO): vitamin transport; transmembrane transport
Cellular component (GO): plasma membrane
Molecular function (GO): vitamin transmembrane transporter activity
Source: RefSeq, a predicted model, not a curated record